AAGCGAGAACUUGUCAAAUGGAUAGAGUAUUCAAUAAAGAAACGUUCAGGUGUCGGGGGUGGUGGUCCUCUCCUCUUCCGCAUUGAUUACUCGGCAACCACACCAAAAACGUCACAUAAAAUCACACCAUGAACGUUCCAAACCUACACCAAUUUCUCACAACCUAAAAGAAAGAUCAAAAGCCAACAGCUUCUGAAAAGUUCGUCUCUCUCUCUCUCUCUCUCUCCACACGUGUAUAGCGUUGUUGCGUCGCUUCCCCCUCUCUCUCCACUCCACUUCCCCUCGUCUGUAUCUCCGGAUUUGUUUGUUUAAUGGAUUUAGGGUGCGCCACCCAAGAUCCGACUGUGAUCAGUCCGUGAGGAGGGACGACGGCGGCAGCUAACAAACAUGAGCCCUCAGAAAUCAAUAUCGAUACAGCUUUCGAGAUGGUCCUCGGAUCUCCACUGGCGGGUCAUCCUCCUCCCCCCUCUCUCUCUCCUCGUCUUCCUCUCUCUCUCCUCCCUUCCCUCUUUUGCCCCUCUCCAAUCCUUCUUUUAUAUCCCUGCCCCGGCCCCUCCUCAACCAAUUUACAGGGCUCGUAACAGCACGACGAGUGGUGGCCAGCCGGCGGCCGACCGGUCUGGGAAAACCGAGUUGGGCCGGUCCAGGAUGGCGGUGUGUUUGGUGGGUGGGGCCAGGAGGUUUGAACUCACCGGGCCCUCUAUCGUCGAGAGGAUUCUGAAAGUUUAUCCGAAUUCAGAUCUCUUCUUGCACAGCCCCUUGGACACGAGUGCGUUUAAAUUCUCCCUCCUGAGGACUGCGCCGAGGAUCGCCGCCGUGCGGAUAUUCGAGCCCAAGCCCAUCCCCGAGACCGAGUCGCAGGCCCGAGUUCUCACACCCGGCGGCUCACCCAAUCGCAUUCAGGGACUCUUGCAAUAUUUCCACCUCGUAGAAGAAUGCCUGACGAUGAUCAAAGCGUACCAGGCCCAAAACAACUUCACAUACGAUUGGAUAGUCCGAACCCGAGUUGACGGAUACUGGUCAGCUCCACUCGGGCCCGAAAACUUCGUCCCUGGCCACUAUGCGGUCCCACCAGGCUCAUCAUACGGUGGACUCAACGACCGGUUGGGAAUCGGCAACUUCAUAACCUCCACUGUGGCCCUCUCCCGCCUCUCCCUCAUCCCCUUACUCGACUCGGCAGGGUUCCGUCAAAUCAACUCGGAAACCGCCUUCCGAGCCCAACUCACCACCAAUAACGUCUCCUACAUCACCAAAAGCGUUCCUUUUUGCGUAGUGUCUGACCGGCGAUACAAAUUCCGACCUGGUAUGCGUGGCGUUCCGGUGGUGGCAUUGUCGAGCCCAGGUCCGUUGAACGGGGCCAAGUGUAGGCCGUGCACGGCAGCGUGUUAUGGCCGGUGCGUGGGGAGCGCGAUGGAUCCAUUAUGGGCCAACGGGGCCCUUCAGUUGUGCGAUGCCCACGGGGAAUGGGAAAAGGGGUGGGAGAGGGUGUUCGAUAAAGCUUCUGGGAAGAAGCUCGCGGCGGCGAGGAAGCGGGUUAGGGGGUUGAAGUUGAAGCAGUGUGUGGAUGAUUUUGAGAAUAUGAAGGGGAGGGCGGGUAAUUGGGACGCGCCGGCGGCGGUAGAUAUUUGUAGACUCGGAUUGGGAUCAUAAGGGCAUCUGUAUCAGGCUUGCUACAAGCCCUUGUAAACUAAAGUGGCGAGAGAAAUUCAAAAAACCUCCAAAAUGUACUCUGCACCAGACUUGCUAUAAUACCCUGCAAUAUAAAAAAGAAAGUGAAGAAUGUCGAAAAUAAACUAACAAAUACUGACAUAGGAAUAGGAAGUGAAGAAUAUUAGUAGUUCCUAUUCUUUUCCUUGCAUACCUCACGUGGUUUUAUAUUUUAUAUGUUACUCCCCUAAUCCCCAAAUAAA
Messenger RNA from Rhododendron vialii, 1910 nucleotides. RefSeq lists its product as uncharacterized. NCBI's taxonomy places the organism in Eukaryota, Viridiplantae, Streptophyta, Magnoliopsida, Ericales, Ericaceae. The record is from RefSeq and is a predicted model, not a curated record. The transcript is spliced from 2 exons. The coding region runs from base 388 to 1650 and encodes 420 amino acids.